AUGGAGACCGUCAAGAACGCCGUCAACUACGUUUCCGAGUCCGUCCAGGGCGCCGGGGCCUCUGCCUCCAAGGAGACCAACAAGAACGUGGCCAAGGACAACGACGCCUCCCUCACCUCCCGCGCCACUGCCGCCAAGGACGCCGUCGUCGACAAGAAGGACGAGAAGUCCCACGAUGCUAAGGCCGAUGUCCACAAGGAGGCUGCUAAGAACUAA
Molecule: messenger RNA, 216 nt
Organism: Aspergillus mulundensis
Lineage: Eukaryota; Fungi; Ascomycota; Eurotiomycetes; Eurotiales; Aspergillaceae
Exons: 3
Coding region: 1-216 (71 amino acids)
Source: RefSeq, a predicted model, not a curated record